Molecule: messenger RNA, 2385 nt
Organism: Pseudogymnoascus destructans
Lineage: Eukaryota; Fungi; Ascomycota; Leotiomycetes; Thelebolales; Thelebolaceae
Exons: 3
Coding region: 1-2385 (794 amino acids)
Source: RefSeq, a predicted model, not a curated record
AUGCUCCAACUAUUGGGCAUCAUAGCUAUUAUUAUCCACGACGUUAUGACUCCCCAUCCCCGUCCCCGCGUAUUAUAUUGGGGAAAAUUGGAGUCAGCUGAAAAGCUCAGAGCCGAUUCUGAGAAACUCGCGCAUUUUCAUGCCACGAAUCUUAUUAAUUGGAGCAUGCCGCAGUUUAGAUCACAGGGCACGCAGACAGACGAUGGGUGGGAGAUACAUGUCCCGCACAUUCAAGUCAAGACUGUAGUUCAAAGUAAAGACAAAGGCAAAGAGGCGAAACGGCCCAAGCAUCCGAAAGUCAUUGGCACAUCCAUUAUACGAUUACCGAAAUUUACCAAAGGACUGGGAAGAGUAGUUCAACCAGUGAAGCCAUCAGCAGAGACUAAAGGUAAGGGGAAAGUAGUUGAAUCAUCAGAGCCAUCGGAUGCCAAAGGAAAAGGAAAAGCAGUUGAACCACCAGAGCCACCAGAUGCUAAAGGCAAAGGGAAAGCAGUUGAACCAUCAGAGCCACUAGAUGCCAAAGUGAAAGACAAAGCGGUCCAGACGACGGUGCUGCCAGAUGAUAAACGAAAAAGCAAAGUAGUUGAACCAUCAGAGCCACCGGAUGCCAAAGGCAAAGGAAAACCAGUUGAACCAUCAGAGCCACUAGUUGCCAAAGGCAAAGGGAAGCCACAUGAACCAUCUAAGCCACCAGAUGACAAAGGCAAAGAGAAAGCAGAUGAACUACCAGAGCCACCGGAUGCCAAGAGCAAAGGGAAAGCAGAUGAACUAUCAGAGCCAGCCGAUGCCAAAGGCGAAGACAAAGCGGUCCAAAUGACAGAGCUGCCACAUCGCAAGUAUAUAGACAAAGCAGUUCAAACUCUGGAUACAAAAACCAAGGCAGUCCAAACGACGGCGCUGCCAGAUAUCGAGUACAAAGACAAAGCAGUUCAGACGCCAGAUAACAUAAGCGAGGACAGAUCAGCUGAACCACCAGGACUGCCGGUUAACAAAGAUAAGGGCAAAGCUGUUGAAUCAUUAGGGCCUUCCGAUGAAAAGGGGGAAGGCAAAUCUGCUGAACCGCUAGGGCCGCCCGAUGACAAGGGAGAAGGCAAAGCUGUUGAAUCACUAGGCUCGCCCGAUGAAAAAGGGGAAGGCAAAGCUGUUGAACCGCUGGGGUCGCCCGAUGACAAAGGGGAAAGCAAAGCUGCUGAACCGUUAGGGCCGCCAGAUGAUCAAGGGAAAGGCACGGCUGCUGAACCUCCAGAAUUGCUAGAUGACAAGGGAAAAGGUAAAGCAGUCGAACAACCAGAGCCACUAGAUGGAAAGAGCAAGGAUGAAGCAGUUGAACAACCAGAGCUGCCAGAUAGAAAGGGCAAGGGCAAAGCCAACGAGGGACAUGCAUCUGCAUCAGACGAGAUCAGGCAGGCGAUCAAGUUGCUCACCGAUGAGCACAAGGCUACUGUCUCGGCAUUGAGGUUCUCUUACCAGGAAGCUUUGGAUAAGGGAAUUACCGAUGCUAGCACGUCACAUUGGGAGGAACUUAAGGCCCUCGCUUACAAGUACGAUGAGGCGCGAGGAAAUAUGCAGAAGGCGCUCGAUGCUGCAGGCAAACAACCACAGUCUCCAGAUGCCAACGGCAAAGGAAAAGCUGUCGAGGGACAGAAGUCACAACAAGGUACGAUAACUGACCCACAGAGUGGGAUUUUAUUGACCUGGAAAGAUGCGUUAGCGCCUGGAAAUCAGACACCUCGUCAGAAAAGCAAAACUGCCCCCCAUAGAGGCAUUGGCAAAAGAACACGGCAAGAAGAAGAAGCCUUUCCACGAAUAUUUCCACGAUCACGUCCACAUAACUUCACCGGCACAUGGCGAGAAGAUCUGUCCCACCCAGGCUGGGGCCCGAUAGAAUGUGAAAAUUUUAAGGUCAUAUUCACCGCAAGUGCAUACAUGACUCCAUUCUGGGUACUCACUGUCCCUACAGCAUGUGAGCCGCUCGAGAGAUACCGUUGCCUAUGGAACGCGGGAAUCAGGCUCUACACCAAAUUCUUUGAAACCAUAUUUAAGGAGGAAAAGACGUUGCAAGUGGGGAUGCCGGGAAUGCUGCACUUUAUUGGGCUGUUCGAGGGGUUUGCCAAAACUGGCAUUUUACAGAGGAUGAUCCACGCGUCUAUGAGCAUAAUGACCCAGCUGAUGGACCCAAAACAGAAGAGCAAGUUCCCCAUAAAGAAUCUUUGGGAUGUGGGAAACCGAGUGGAAGAAAACAUCAAUCACUGGUUCAACAUAAACGUAAUAUUCCACACACGAAUGGUUUGGUAUAAGAGGUUUUUUGGCUUGUUAUCAGUCCAUGGCGACGCUCUACCAAUUCCACUUUCAAUGAUUGCGCCAUCGAGGGCUUUGCCAAAUUAA